AUGACGACCAAGAUGCUGAACGAUGGGACGGUGAUUCCGCUGCUGGCGUACGGAACCGCGACCGUCCAUAACAACACCGAUCCCACACCUUCCAUCCUCCUCGCUCUCCAAAAGGGCUUCCGGCACGUGGAGACCGCCAGAGUGUACGGGAACGAGUCAUUCAUCAAGUCCGCUAUCGAGCAGUGGGAAGGCGGUGGGCGAGAAGAUGUGUUCAUCCAGUCGAAUUGGGGUGAGACCUCGGCCGUAGGGUAUGAGCAUGAUCCGGAGAGGAGUUUGAUGGAGACUUUGACAUUGCUGGGGACUGAGUAUCUGGACAUGUAUCUCAUCCACGGCCCGAACCUCAUGUAUCCCCUUACUCUCGUGGAGGCCUGGCAGAAGAUGGAAGAUUUCCACGCUAGGGGCCUCGUCAGGUCGAUUGGACUGAGUAAUUUCCCAGCGGAGGAGAUCGAGGAGUUGAGCAGGGUCUGGAAGGUCAAGCCGAGCGUGAACCAGGUCGAGUACCACCCUUACUGUUACCGUCUCCCCCGAAUGCAAUCUAUGCUCGCCCUGUGCCACAGCCACGACAUCGCCGUACAGCCCUUCACGUGCCUCGCGCCGCUCACUCGGUGGCCGGGCGGUCCUGCGGAGGUUGCGGCGCGAGAGGUGGCUGAGAAGAAGGGCGCGGGCGUGUCGGCAGCACAGGUGUUGUUGGUCUGGGCGAGGCAGAUGACUGGUGGGCCUCUAUUGACGACCUGUAAGAAGGAACAUCAAUACGAAGAGAUCUUCGAUUCCCUCUCCCUCUCGCUCUCGCCAGCCGAGAUGGAACUCAUUUCCGCCGCGGGACGCUCUGCUCCACAGAAGAGACGAUACGCACUCAAAGUAUGGGGAGACGCCGCGUCGACCGGGUACGUGAGGUAG
Messenger RNA from Dioszegia hungarica, 897 nucleotides. RefSeq names its product NADP-dependent oxidoreductase domain-containing protein. NCBI's taxonomy places the organism in Eukaryota, Fungi, Basidiomycota, Tremellomycetes, Tremellales, Bulleribasidiaceae. The transcript has 6 exons. The coding region runs from base 1 to 897 and encodes 298 amino acids. The record is from RefSeq and is a predicted model, not a curated record. Gene Ontology annotation, molecular function: aldose reductase (NADPH) activity. Gene Ontology annotation, cellular component: cytosol.